Messenger RNA from Falco peregrinus (peregrine falcon), 1324 nucleotides. It is a transcript of the gene PRDX6, whose product is annotated as peroxiredoxin 6. Gene Ontology annotation, biological process: cellular oxidant detoxification; cell redox homeostasis. The coding region runs from base 68 to 742 and encodes 224 amino acids. NCBI's taxonomy places the organism in Eukaryota, Metazoa, Chordata, Aves, Falconiformes, Falconidae. The record is from RefSeq and is a predicted model, not a curated record. Gene Ontology annotation, molecular function: peroxiredoxin activity. Gene Ontology annotation, cellular component: cytosol; mitochondrion. The transcript has 5 exons.
GCCCCGCGCGUGCGCAGCAGAGCGCCGGUAGCGAGCGGAGUCUGCCACCGCCGCAGCAGCCGUAGCCAUGCCGGGCCUGCUGCUGGGCGAUGAGGCGCCCAACUUCGAGGCGGAGACCACGCAGGGCCGCAUCCGCUUCCACGACUUCUUAGGAGACUCAUGGGGCAUCCUCUUCUCCCACCCACGGGACUUCACACCCGUCUGCACCACAGAGCUUGGCCGGGCAGCAAAGCUGGCAUCCGAGUUCAGCAAGCGCAAUGUGAAGAUGAUCGCCCUCUCCAUUGACAGUGUCCAAGACCACCUGUCUUGGAGCAAGGACAUCAAUGCGUACAAUGGGGAACAACCUGAGGAGAAACUCCCCUUCCCCAUCAUUGCUGAUGCAAACCGGGAGCUCGCUGUCAAGCUGGGCAUGCUGGACCCAGAUGAGCGGGACAAGGACGGCAUGCCCCUGACCGCUCGUGUGGUGUUUGUUUUUGGCCCGGAUAAGAAGCUGAAACUCUCCAUCCUGUACCCAGCCACCACUGGGAGAAACUUUGAUGAGAUCCUGAGAGUGGUGGACUCCCUGCAGCUGACAGCGUACAAGAAGGUUGCUACGCCUGUGGACUGGAAGCCUGGUGACAGUGUCAUGGUCGUGCCCACCUUACCUGAUGAGGAAGCCAAGAAGCUCUUUCCCAAAGGAGUCUUCACGAAGGACCUGCCGUCGGGCAAGAAGUACCUGCGUUACACCCCGCAGCCGGAGUGAGUGGGUCCGCCAUCCGUCCCGCCAGGCUGCACAUCGUUCGGUGUUGGGAGCCUUCCCCAUGCCCAGCUCCUGCCUCCCCCACACCGUGCGAUCAGCAGCCUCGUACCAUCAACAUUGAUGGUGCAUCACAAUACUAAACCAAUCUUCCCCAUCCCUUUCAUCCCUCACAUCCCCUCAAAACUAAAAUCCUGGGUGUUUUCUUGCCUUGAAUCAGCCCCACAAGGAAGAGAUUAGCAGACCAGUGGGGGCUCCAGGGCUCAUGCUGUGGAGUCUCUCAUGUUCAGCGCUGGCUGAGUUUUUCCCGAAGGCACGGUGGGAAGCGUGGUGUCAGCAGCCGGGCCCCGGAGGGGUGUCCUGCUGGGCUCACACACCUUCCCAUCAGGGAGCUUUGGGGGCUCCAAGCUGCUGCGUGCCUUUCAGAGCAGCCGUCACUAACGCAUUUACACCUUUGUGGGAUCCUGUGCGUAGAGGAGGAGCUGCAGAGCCAAAUCUCUCACUGCUUUCUCAUCUGUUGCUGGAAGUCGGUUGGUUUUAGGUUUUAUGGAAGAGGGAAUAGAGCAAAUAAACUGAUCUUCAGUACUA